Parus major (Great Tit) is the source of this 896-nucleotide messenger RNA. Its product is annotated as low density lipoprotein receptor adapter protein 1-like. The record is from RefSeq and is a predicted model, not a curated record. The transcript is spliced from 9 exons. NCBI's taxonomy places the organism in Eukaryota, Metazoa, Chordata, Aves, Passeriformes, Paridae. The coding region runs from base 77 to 805 and encodes 242 amino acids.
GCUGCGGAGCCCGCGCCUCGCCCGGCACGGCCUGGGUCUCCGCCGGCGGCGCAAGCUUCCUGAGAGCUGGGCUGAUAUGCAGGAGCCACUGCUUGAGGGGAUGUGCUUCACCCUCAAGUAUCUGGGCAUGACGCUGGUAGAAAAACCAAAAGGAGAAGACAUGGCUGCUGCUGCCAUCCGCAGGAUCGUGGCCACGGCACGGGUCGGAGCUCGCAAGUUUCAGAAGGUGAUUCUGACAGUGUCUCCAAGGGGCAUCUCACUGCAGGAUGCAGACACUAAGGAGAUGGUGGAGAACAUCUCCAUCUACAGGAUCUCCUACUGCACAACAGACAAGCUGCAGAACAAGGUCUUUGCUUAUGUUGCCCAGAGCCAGGAGAACGGAGCACUGGAGUGCCAUGCCUUCCUCUCACCGAAGAAGAAGAUUGCCCAGGCUGUGACUCUGACCGUGGCCCAGGCCUUUCAGAUGGCACUUGAUCUCUGGGAAGCAACACAUGCUGCAGGCUCUAGGCAGGAUCAGCCCCUUCACCCUUCAUGUGUGUUGGAGAGCAGUGAGCCUGGCAGACCCUGUGAGCCAGCCCCCUCAGGGAGCGCUCCCUUCAGACACCACUUUGGGGAGGAGGAGGAGGAGGAAGAUGAUAAUGUCAAUGAAACCUUACCUGGCAGCAUGGAGGAGCUGGAGAAGGGAGCACACAGCCCAGCAGCACAGCUGUUAUGCUACCGCCUGGGGCCGCCCCCGGACAGCUGGAUGGUGCUGGGAGGGGUUGGACACUCACCCAGCGCUGGCCCCAAGACUCCCCUGGGCUAAGCCAAAUCUCUGCAACAACGAACCAGCCACUCAGGAUUCACCCUGUGCCUGCACCUGGGCCAGCCAGUGCCUGCCACUGCCCUGGCACUGC